AGUGGAAAGGGCGGGCGAAGGUGCCGGGGCAGUAAAGACGUCCAAUUAUCUCGCGUCGUCCAGAAGAAAGCGGUGCCCCCCACCCUGGCCCCUUAGCUGAUGAAACUGAACUUCGGACCCUGAACUCACUCCGGGUCGCGGGCUGCGGCUGGUGCGAAGACAAAAAUGACAAUCCAGUGGGUGGCAGUUGCAACCUUUCUGUAUGCCGAAAUAGGACUCAUUUUACUCUUCUGUGUACCUUUCAUUCCUCCUCAGAGAUGGCAGAAGAUUUUGUCAUUUAAUGUCUGGGGUAAAAUUGCAACAUUUUGGAACAAGGCUUUCCUAACAAUUAUAGUCCUAUUGAUUGUUCUAUUUCUAGAUGCUGUCAGAGAAGUGAGGAAAUAUUCCUAUGCUCAUUCCCUUGAGAAGAUCUCAACCGCUAAAACUAGCGCCUAUGAACAUACCCAGAUGAAACUUUUCAGAUCUCAAAGAAAUCUUUACAUUUCAGGAUUUUCAUUAUUUUUUUGGCUGGUGUUGAGACGUCUGGUUACACUUAUUACUCAGCUGGCAAAAGAACUGGCAAACAGAGGAGUACUUAAAACUCAAGCAGAAAAUACUAAUAAGGCUGCCAAAAGAUUCAUGGAAGAGAAUGAAAAACUAAAACAGAUCUUGAAAACCCAAAGCCCAGAUGAGGAACGUGUUUUGGAAGCAGAAAAUAAAAAACUAGUAGAAGACCAGGAAAAACUGAAAACUGAAUUAAAGAAGACUUCAGAUGCCCUUUUUAAGGCCCAAAAUGAUGUGAUGACAAUGGAGAUGCAAUCAGAGAGACUUUCAAAAGAAUAUGAUCGACUCUUGAAAGAACACUCAGAACUUCAGAAUCGUUUAGAAAAAGGCACUAAGAAAAGCCUGUGAACUUUACGAAAGAAGAUUGUGAUACACCAUGUCAAGAAAAUAGAUUUGUCAUGAUGGCAGCCACAAGAAAAUUGAAAAUUCAGUUUAGAAAAAUGCACUGUGACUGGCCAACAGUUUCUAUUUUUAAUGCCACACAUAAGGUGUAUAGUAAUAAUACUGUCAAAAUAUUUGAUAGUGUUUCAGAUAUAUUAUAAAGUAGAUAUUCCAGCUCUUAUAAAAACUGUAAGCAUGUUAAAUGCCAUAUUUACAUAUUGAUAAUAAUAACAUUUGGUGUAUGAUGGCUAUUUACAAAUAAAAGAAAAAAUUCGCUAGACAGUUGCUUCCAAAAUUAGAUUUUUUAAAGUUGCAUGAAACCAUUAAUAGCCUUGAAAGUUUUGAUGCCUUUUCAUUAAUAUUAUAUGAUGAUGGCAAUGUGUUUGAAAGUAGGACUCAGUAUCAGCAAAUUUGUUUACAGGGAAAUUAAAUAAGGAUAAAUAAUAAGAAUUAGCCACUGUGUAUACAGGAAAGACUCAGAAAGAAAGAUGGAAACAGUGACCAUGUUUUUUUUUAAGACUGAUAGUACUGUGUUCUACUAUAAUAUGACAGCUGCAUUGAUAAUUAUGUUUUGUUGCUGUGCUUCUGCACCUGUCGGACUGCUGUUUCACUGGUGUUUGUGUUGCUAUAACACAUUUAGUAAGUGUGCUGCCUUUUCAUGGUCCUCUAGCAGUACAGUUUAUGUUUCUUUGCAUAGCUGUCAAAGCACUGAACUGAACUGAUUUUGCAAAGUGGAAUUUGACUUAAAGAGUUAAUAUAUAACAUAUCCAAAAAGCAGUGUUUUCUCUGGAUGUUGUACAAAUAUUACCUCAAAAUAUGCACACUGGUGUCACAUAGUUUGUCUGAGAUGUUUCUGCAUUCCAAAUAUAAAUACUAUUUUUCCAUUCAAUAUUCAUUUAGAGGUAAUGAUUAUAAUAUUAAUUUGAUUUGGUUGUUUUCAGUGUUUAAACAUGAAAAUCCGCUUCCCUUGUCUCAUAAAGACCUAAAUAUAAAAG
Messenger RNA from Fukomys damarensis (Damara mole-rat), 1919 nucleotides. RefSeq names its product B cell receptor associated protein 29 (gene Bcap29). The transcript has 8 exons. Lineage: Eukaryota; Metazoa; Chordata; Mammalia; Rodentia; Bathyergidae. Gene Ontology annotation, cellular component: endoplasmic reticulum membrane; endoplasmic reticulum. Bases 166 to 891 code for a protein of 241 amino acids. The record is from RefSeq and is a predicted model, not a curated record. Gene Ontology annotation, biological process: endoplasmic reticulum to Golgi vesicle-mediated transport; intracellular protein transport.